CGAGCGUGACCGUGGAGUUGAGAUUAUGACCUAUAUAAGUGUUGGAGGGAUCGUCAGGAGGCACAGUUCCUCCCAGACAGGUGAAGACAGAACAACAAAAUGAAAUACUUGGUGCUUCUAAGCUUGGCAGCCAUGUGCUGCGCACGGCCCCAGUUCGUCUUUCUGGUGCCCGGUACAGACGGCCAGGCAGGACAACCAUCACAAGAGCAACUCGCAGCUCUCCAGCAAAGCAUCGCUCCUCUCCUCCAGCAAAUUCAGGCUGGUGGCUUCCCAGGCUUCCAGGCUGGUGGUAGCGCUGCCGUAGAACCAACUGCUGCUGUCGCCGCCACCGAUGCUGCCUCAGCUGUUUCCGCUGAUUCUUCUUCUUCGUCAUCCUCUGCUGAUGCUGCUUCCGUUUCUGCUGAUGCUCAGACUUCCGCUGCAGAAACUGCCCCUGCUGGUGAAACCGCUGCUGCUGCUGAAGUUUCUCUCACCGCUGAAGCUGCUGCUGCUGCUGGUUCUGGCGCUGAACAAGCUCAAGCUUCUGCCUCUGCUGGUGAAGCUGCUGCUGCAGUUGCUGUCGACGCCUCCGCCAACGCCGUCGACCCUCAGUUCGCCAACUUCAUCUUCCCCGGCGACGAUCCCGCCGUGAUCGCUGCCAAGAAGGCUCACUUCGCCGCCGUCAUGAGCGCCCUCGGAAACCGCGUCCACGUCCCAGGAGAGAAAGUUGCUGCUGACGCCACCGGAGCUGAAGCUGAGGCUGGUGAAGCCGGUGAGGCUGCUGGCAAUGCCGAAGCUGAAGCAGGUGAGGCCGCCGAAGCCGGCGAAGCUGGUGAAGCUGGUGAAGCCGGUGAAGCUGGCGAAGCCGGUGAAGCUGGUGAAGCCGGUGAAGCUGGUGAAGCCGGUGAAGCCGGUGAAGCCGGUGAAGCUGGUGAAGCUGGUGAAGCUGGUGAAGCUGGUGAAGCUGGUGAAGCCGGUGAAGCUGAAGCUGGUGCAGCAUAAGAGGGAGGACUGUGAUGCGUAAUGUUGAGUCUUAUAUUAUAUUUUAUAUAUAUCGAAAAUGUGUCCUAUAAUUUUAUGAACGACCAAAGUAUUAUUAUACUUAUUCUAUUUA
Molecule: messenger RNA, 1093 nt
Organism: Macrobrachium nipponense
Lineage: Eukaryota; Metazoa; Arthropoda; Malacostraca; Decapoda; Palaemonidae
Product: paraneoplastic antigen Ma6E-like
Exons: 2
Coding region: 100-981 (293 amino acids)
Source: RefSeq, a predicted model, not a curated record